AAUCGACAUUUGCUAAUCUUCACGAAGAUAUAAUUCAUAAUCGCUUCAAAGAAUUUGAAAAAUCCCCAAGAGCCGAAAUGAUUAGUGUUUCUAUUCGUCCUUAUUAUGGGGAGACCGCUACUAUCAUAAAAGAAAAUACUGCAUUACUUCAAGAUAUUCCUAUUACAUCACGUCUUGGUUUUGCCGAUGUUGUGUUCCCUGGAGAUACGCGGAACGAAAUUUACCUUAGGUUUUUGUCAGGUGAUUUUACCCAAGGACGAGCUGCUACUUCAAGAAAUAUACAAAUCACUGUGGAAGUCAAAUUAGACACAGGUGAAACAACAUCUUUUGAAUAUUUGUUUGAACCACUUGCAGAAGUCGGAUUUACACUAGAAAAUGGAUAUGCUAAGUUAAAUAUGGCUGGUGAGACUAUUAUUCCACUUCCAGUUCUCUCUCUUGGUGGGUGA
Molecule: messenger RNA, 446 nt
Organism: Dentiscutata heterogama
Lineage: Eukaryota; Fungi; Glomeromycota; Glomeromycetes; Diversisporales; Gigasporaceae
Source: the annotation of a GenBank genome assembly